Molecule: messenger RNA, 1119 nt
Organism: Aspergillus nomiae NRRL 13137
Lineage: Eukaryota; Fungi; Ascomycota; Eurotiomycetes; Eurotiales; Aspergillaceae
Gene: argB
Product: ornithine carbamoyltransferase
Exons: 1
Coding region: 1-1119 (372 amino acids)
Biological process (GO): L-citrulline biosynthetic process
Cellular component (GO): mitochondrion
Molecular function (GO): amino acid binding; ornithine carbamoyltransferase activity
Source: RefSeq, a predicted model, not a curated record
AUGACUUGCGGUCUGAAGCUAGCCGCCGCUCGUUACGGCAACCAUACCUUGCGCCAGAGGAUCCCACUCAACGCGGUGCGCCGAUACUCUUCUCAGACUACUACUUCUACGGCUCCCCCCACCUCGCCGUUUGCUCCUCGCCAUUUCCUUUCCAUCGCUGAUCUUACCUCAACGGAGUUCGCAACCCUCGUCCGCAAUGCAUCUUCACACAAAAGAACCAUCAAGUCCGGGUCCAUCCCUCAGAAUCUGCUUGGCUCGAUGACUGGGCAAACAGUCGCCAUGCUGUUCAGCAAACGCAGUACCAGGACCAGGAUAUCUACUGAAGGGGCUGUGGUGCGCUUGGGAGGACAUCCAAUGUUUCUAGGCAAGGAUGAUAUCCAACUUGGGGUCAAUGAGUCCUUAUAUGACUCUGCAGUUGUAAUCUCCUCCAUGGUCUCUUGCAUUGUAGCCCGAGUCGGCAAGCACGCUGAAGUUGCAGACCUUGCCAAGCACUCAACGGUGCCUGUGAUCAACGCUCUCUGUGACUCCUUCCACCCCCUCCAGGCCAUUGCCGAUUUCCAGACCAUCUACGAAACAUUUACUCCUAAGGCCCAUCGCUCGGAUAGUUUGGGUCUCGAGGGCCUCAAGAUUGCCUGGGUUGGCGAUGCAAACAACGUUCUGUUCGACAUGGCGAUCGCUGCUACCAAGCUAGGUAUUGAUAUCGCCGUUGCGACCCCGAAGGGCUAUGAGAUUCCUGCUCCGAUGAUGGAGUUCAUCAAGCAGGCCAGCAAUGGUGUCUCGAAGCCAGGAAAGAUUAUUGAAACCAACGUUCCUGAGGAGGCGGUUAAGGGUGCAGAUAUCCUGGUGACUGACACCUGGGUUUCCAUGGGACAGGAGGCUGAGUCGAUCAAGCGAAUUAAGGACUUCGAGGGCUUCCAGAUCACUUCGGAACUUGCCAAGCGUGGUGGUGCGAACGAAGGCUGGAAGUUCAUGCACUGCCUGCCUCGUCACCCUGAGGAAGUCAGCGAUGAAGUUUUCUACAGCCCGCGAUCCCUGGUCUUCCAUGAGGCGGAGAAUCGGCUGUGGGCUGCGAUCUCAGCCAUGGAGGGCUUUGUUGUCAAUAAGGGAAAGAUUGAGUAA